AUGGAUGUGAAAGAGGAGACAUGUGAGGUUAAUAUAAAUGACAUGGAGGUAGCAACUGUAAAUAUUAAAAAGGAGGACUGUGAAUGGGAGUCUGUCCCCACUGAGCAUGAUGAUCUCUACAUUAAGAAUGAAGAUUGUGAACUGGUGACUGCGGGCAUUAAAGAAGAGGCUGAUGAGGCGUCUGACAGCAUUGAAUCGCACAACCAUAAAAUUAUGGAGCCUGUUGAGAAAGACAACCUUCACUCAGAGCUGGUUUUUCAUUAUGAGUGUCAAAAUGGAGUUACUGGCUUAGUCUCUUGUCAAACUUCACACUAUUCAUCGCUGAAGCUUUCUGUCAAUGUGAGGUCCGAGUUGUUGCAUUCUGACACAAAGAGUAGUGAGGAAAUGGCAUCUGUUACAACUCCAGAACCAUCACCUUCAAAACAGUCUCUCAUCUUCAGAGACACAGAAAAAUUCACAGUGGGGAGAAACCAUACUGCUGCUCUGAAAUGUGGCAAACAAUUUUUGCUAAGCAACGAUCUUAAGAGGCAUGCAAGAGUUCAUACUGGAGAGAGACCCUACUGCUGUUCUGAAUGUGGCAAACAUUUCCGUGACAGAAGUACACUUGGAAGACACACUAGAAUUCACUAUGGAGAGAAGCCUUAUUGUUGUUCAGAAUGUGGGAAACAAUUCUCCCGAAUUGCCCAUCUUCAGACGCACACAAGAACACAUACUGGAGAGAAGCCAUAUAGUUGUCCAGAAUGUGACAAGCAAUUUUUACAAUUAAGCAGUCUUCAGAAUCACACAAGAACUCAUACUGGAGUGAAGCCAUAUUACUGUUCAGAAUGUGGUAAACUAUUUGCACAACUAAGCAAUCUUCACAGUCAUGCAAGAACUCACACAGGGGAGAAGCCACAUUGCUGCAAUAACUGUGGCAAAAGAUUCUCAUAUAUGAGCAGUCUUCGAACCCACUCAAAAAUUCACAUAGGAGAAAGGCCUCAUUGCUGUUCUGUAUGUGGCAAACAGUUUUCAAAAAUGAUCAGUCUUAAGAUCCACAUGAGAAUUCACACUGGAGAGAUGCCAUAUUCCUGUUCUGAUUGUGGAAAACAGUUCUCUGACAGCAGCCAUCUUCGAAGACACAAAAGAAUUCACUAUUGA
Molecule: messenger RNA, 1137 nt
Organism: Polypterus senegalus (gray bichir)
Lineage: Eukaryota; Metazoa; Chordata; Cladistia; Polypteriformes; Polypteridae
Product: zinc finger protein 239-like
Exons: 3
Coding region: 1-1137 (378 amino acids)
Biological process (GO): regulation of transcription by RNA polymerase II
Cellular component (GO): nucleus
Molecular function (GO): RNA polymerase II cis-regulatory region sequence-specific DNA binding; DNA-binding transcription activator activity, RNA polymerase II-specific
Source: RefSeq, a predicted model, not a curated record